AAGUAUGUUGUACAAGGAAUUUGACUCUGGUUUCUAGUGGCUCUUAAUGUACUUACACACAACAAUCUUCAGAAAAAUACACAAGGACAACAAGCUGAACAAAGAUAAUUAAACAUAUAAAAUCACAAUUAUGCACAAGCAAAUGGGUGAAAAAAUAGAUACUCGUUUUGCUCAUUUUCCUGCAUUUCUCGUGAUUUUCCCCGCGUGUGGAGCUUAUUUUAGGUGCAAAAAUGAAUUUCUUUCAUUGCAUGGCUACCAGAUGAUCACUUGUUAUUUUCAAGGAGUGAUUUUAUAGCCUAUUGAAGGAAGUUUGGUAUUUUCCAGUGGGGUGUUUUUUUUUGCUCUCAAAAUAGAGCUACUUUCCUCUAAUAAAAAAAACGAUAUUAUAGAACACAUUGCAGGAGAAAAAAAUACAAGUGCCUAUUCUAUUAGAGAUUAAACAUACUGUGAAGUGUGGAAAAAUCCCCACUAGAUGAUUGCAGGCAGUUUAGUCCCUGCAGGACUAUGACGGGAACAUGAUUUCGCGUUAUACAGAGGGAUGUCCCGGUGCAUCGGCGAAUGUGAAUGCAGGCAGCGCAUGAAUAUUAUCUCCAGCAUGCCACUUCGGAAGUAGGUCACCGCUCACCGAUUUGUUCACCAUGUCUCCGGCUACUGUGGGCUGCUCGGUCCGCGGAUCGCUCCCCAGGUCGACACACGGAGCCCGAAACUGACCACCAGAAAACUGGACUUGAUUUUUUUUUUUUUUUUUUUUAAUUUUUUUCCCCUCUUCAUUCCCGACGGGACACACAAGAGAGUGUAUGGACCCAAGUGAUGAUCCGUGAUGAUGCUCGCUGAAGGGCCUCUUUGAGCUCAAACGCGCCAUCGUAUCACCCCGUGGAUGAAGAGGUGGUGGAUCUGCCCCAGGACAAGAUCAUGGUGAAAGCUCAGCGGAACCAGCCAGUGAAAGGCAGGACGCCCCGGAGGGAGAAGGGAAGCAAGGAAAAAAGAGGCGGUGUGAAAAAAGGGAAGGAGGGAAAGAAUGAGCUGAGAGGAAAGAAACAGAAGGAUAAGAAGGAAUCACACAGACGUAAGAAGAAGACAUUGGCAGUUGGCGAUGGAGAUGCACUGGACUGCUGUGUCCUGCUCACCCGUCUGGAGGAGAAAAGGGUUGUGGGUAAAGUAAAGGAUGUACCAAAAACUGGGAAACAAAAGAGCAUUAAAGUCAAAAAGAAGCUGCACUCCAGCUCCACUCAAAGAAAGACCAAAUGUGGUAAAUCUGGACUCAAGAAGACUUCCACAGCCAAUCAGAAAGCACUGGAACCAAAAAUCAACCAAUCUGGCGCCUUACUCAUGUUGCCCACGCCCGUCUUUGAGCCUCGCAGGCGGAGAAUGGCCUCUCUUAAUGCUGAGGCUGUCAAUAGCUUGCUGCUCUACAGAGACGAUUCUCUCACAUCACAUCUCAUGAAGAAACGGCAGCCUUCCAAUGAAGAUUCCACUAAAGAUAGUCUCGCUAAAACUGAACAUAGAGAUCAUAAAACCAAAAAGGUUCCUCCAGGAGUGAAAGCAGACUUCAAAGAAAGACCUAAAAAACAGAAGCGGUCAGCAACGGAGGCUCAGAGCAUCGACUGGUUGAGUUUGUUUGCGCCGACGCCUCGGCGUCAGGCAGGCCUCACUGCUGCAACGCUGCUCAAACUCACCAGUGCCCAGUACGGGACCAAGCGGCAAAAAAAGCCAGAGUCCAAGAAAACGAGUGAAAGUGAAGCUACAGCUAUGACUCAGGAUGAGAUUAGCGGUAAGCCUGUGUGUGGAGGAACAACACAGACCAAAAGAACAACACAUCCAAAACAUGACGAGCAACUUAAGCACAGAAAACAGGGUACAGAGGAUCCGGUCCAUUCCCAGCUGGGCUCUACUGUCCAGGGAUGCUGUAGUUUAUGUAGGACAGAGGCUUUGGAUCCAGAGUGGAAGGGUGCCUCAGGGGGGCAGGAGUGUCUCAAACAUGCGCUGCACCAUGGCUCCACGCUGGGAUUCUCCUUAAAAACAAUCAAAGAGGAGCAGGUAGAGACCGAGGUGUCUUCCUGCUACUGCUGCUCCCAGGAGAGGUGUGUUGAGUACUGUCACAGACUGGCCCUCUUCCUGGAGGACAAGACCUUCAAGGAACCCGAGGACGGUUCUGUUUCAGAGGUGUUCCACCACCACCACCACCACCAUCAUCAUCAUCACCACCAUCUCCAGUCCCCUCACUCCGUAUCCCACCCAGCAGCCAUAACCAUCAGCCCACACUCAUACACCUGUUUCCCUAGCUACUGCGUUCACUUCAGCCGCCCGGACACCUCAUCCUCCUCCAUACCACCCCUCACUUUAUGCCCAAGGAGCGGCAAGAGACCCAAGCUGCUCCCCAGCUCUGGUCCACAGCCCUCAGGGAUUUCCCAUCCAGUAUACUGCUGCACCUCAGUGGAGGCGUGCUACGGAGAGCCCUGCAGGAUCAAUGGCUACUCCGCCUAUACCAGUGUGAUUCCAGCCAUCGCUAGAGGAGGCUGCUCCUUCAGCCCUGCAGACUGCACCAAAUGUAACCAUGGCAUCAAAAGAGAUGAUUAUUCAUCAACCCUCAAUGACCAUCACAGCCCCUCCUCCAUCCCCAUCUGUCCCAGCCCAAGAAUACUCACUGGAUGCCCCAUUCCCACUGUGCCUCCAGCCGGCCAAUCAGUGCCCCACGUUCAGACUCCGCUGUCCGACCCCAGCCAACCCCAGCCUCCGCUGCAGGUGGCGAAGGAGUGUCCGCAGAGUGCCAAGCAGCCCAGCGGGUCGAGGUCUGGCGCGCGCAGCACCGGCAGCAUCAGCUCGGCUGUCUGCCCUCUCAACAGGGAAAAGAAACAGAAGCUCAGCUCUGCCAGCAUUGGAGGGCGAACGGUUGCCAAGCAGCUGAAGAACGGCCGCCAAAAAACCACCAACGGCUGGCGGCCAGUUGGCCUGCCCUUUCAGAAGGAGGUUUUCUCUGUGGGAGAGGAGGCUCUGGUGCUGAGGAAGUGUUUCGAGGGAGUCCAGAGGGACGGGGAGCUGAUUCGGGUCAGAGACACUGUUCUACUGAAAUCUGGACCUAGGAAAAAGACUCUGCCUUACGUGGCCAAGAUCUCAGCUCUGUGGGAAGAGCCAGAGUCAGGAGAGUUGAUGAUGAGUUUGUUUUGGUACUACCGUCCAGAACACACACAGGGGGGACGAAACCCUAGUGUACAUUGUGAGAAUGAGAUCUUUGCGUCUCGUCACCAGGAUGUGAACAGUGUGGCCUGUAUUGAAGACAAAUGCUAUGUCCUAACAUUGGCACAGUAUUGCCGAUUUUGUGCCUUGGUAAAACGCCGUAGGGAGGGCGUACGCGACAGCGCCGCCUCCCUCGUGGUGCCACCUGUUGUUGGCAACACCAUGCCCACCCACCACUGUGUGCCCGAUGACGUCGACCCAGAGCUGGUGUUUUUCUGUCGACAUGUCUAUGACUUCCGCUACGGACGCCUCCUCAAGAACCUGCAGUAGCUUCUGACAGGGCAUCACACAUGCAGUAUGCUACGGGACGUGAGAUAAUGUUACUCUGGUUUCAUCCUCCACAAUUUUAAUUAGCUACAUACCUACCUGCUGCUUCUGUGAGAGAGGAACUGGAAGUUUAGGAUGAAGGAUUUAGAGAUGAGCUUCUUUUGUUUUGAAAUUUCAUAUUUACAUGCCACACAUUUAUGAAAUAAGAAUAAUGGUCUGAUGUGUUGUGUAAGAGUUAUUAUGGCAGUGUAAAUGGUCUUAAUCAUACUGGUGUUGUAGCAGCUGUGUGCAGAACCUGGAACUUAAUCUGCUGUAGAAAAUGCUACUGUAGCUUGUAGACAUGUGAGAUUUCAUAGAUAUGAAGAGAGGUCGGUGUUACAUGUUGAAUAAUGUUACUAUCUGCCUGACAGACAAAGUGUCUCAAUGAUACGCCAUAGACAAAGAAUAUUUGAGGCAUAUCUGCCACAGCGGUUCUUGUGAAGAAAAGAGAAACCAAGAGAGAGAUUUCUGACUGGCUGAAGACUUGAUCACAUUUGUCAUUGGACUCCUCUGUAAUUUACAGUUGCUCGGUAUCUGUCUGUGAAUGUAGGAACAUGCAGUUUCCUACAAGGCACUCUAUAGUGAAGCUUUACAAAAAAGCUCAAAAGCAUUUUUUAAGGAAUAGUUUUGGGAACGUGCUUUUAGGAAUAGCUUAGUUUAGCACAAAGACUGGUUUGGACAUAAUCAGAAUAGCUGUUUUCCUGUGUUUCCAUUCUUUAUGCUAAGCUAAGCUAACUAGCUGCUGGUUCUAGUAUUUGCAAUAUUCACCAUAUAGACAUGGAAGUGGUGUUGAUCUUCUUAUCUACAGUAAAUCUGUGCAAGAAAUCUAUUGUAAGGUUGUAACUAACAAUUAUUUUCAUUGCAGAUUGAUCUGCUAGUUGUUUUCUCAAAUAAUCAGUUAGUCGUUUGGUCUAUAAAACGUCAGAAAAAGUUGAAAAUGCUCAUCACAAUAUCCUAGAGUACAAGGUCAGGUCAUCAAAUGUCUUGUUUUCCAAAACUGAAAAUGUCCAAUUUACAAAUGUAAGACCAAGAAAAACAGUGAUUUCUCACAUUUGAGAACCUGGAACUAUCAAAAGUUUGGCAUCAUUGCGUGAAUGACUAAUCAAUUAAUCAACUAAUCGUUGCAUUUCUAAACUAUUCCUUUUAAAUUUUCCAUAUUCAUGUAAUUGUGAUUGACUCUGAGGUCGUUGAGGAACAUGUCCGAAACCCUGAACGCAGCUGUGAGGAAAGUUGUUGAUCAAAAGGUUUGAUUAAAGGUGCAGUGUGUAGAAUUUAGAGGCAUCAACCAGAAUGGACUUGGCAUAAAUGGAACAUAAUAUUCAUAAGUAUGUUCUAAUUAGUGUAUAAUCACCAGAAAAUAAGAAUUGUUAUGUCUUCGUUACCU
Thunnus maccoyii (southern bluefin tuna) is the source of this 4924-nucleotide messenger RNA. RefSeq names its product bromo adjacent homology domain containing 1 (gene bahd1). Bases 913 to 3504 code for a protein of 863 amino acids. The transcript has 7 exons. The record is from RefSeq and is a predicted model, not a curated record. NCBI's taxonomy places the organism in Eukaryota, Metazoa, Chordata, Actinopteri, Scombriformes, Scombridae. Gene Ontology annotation, molecular function: chromatin binding.